Biomphalaria glabrata is the source of this 1689-nucleotide messenger RNA. RefSeq names its product splicing factor U2AF 35 kDa subunit-like. Bases 80 to 892 code for a protein of 270 amino acids. The record is from RefSeq and is a predicted model, not a curated record. Gene Ontology annotation, biological process: mRNA splicing, via spliceosome. Gene Ontology annotation, cellular component: U2AF complex; spliceosomal complex. Gene Ontology annotation, molecular function: pre-mRNA 3'-splice site binding; metal ion binding. Lineage: Eukaryota; Metazoa; Mollusca; Gastropoda; Planorbidae. The transcript has 8 exons.
UUUUAUUUUGAUUCUGAUCACAUUCCCAGAAACCAUUUUUGCUUAAAUCGGAACCACAAUCUACUGAUUAACAAACAACAUGGCCGAAUACUUGGCAUCAAUCUUUGGAACUGAAAAAGACAAAGUCAAUUGCUCAUUCUAUUUCAAAAUUGGGGCAUGCCGACAUGGUGAUCGUUGCUCACGCCUUCACAACAGACCAACCUUUAGUCAGACCAUACUUCUACAAAAUCUUUACUUAAAUCCUCAAAAUGCUGCGCUGACUGCAGAUGGUUCUCACAGUAAGUUAAUCUUAAUGUUGGAUGAUGUCCAAGCCCAACAAGAGUAUGAUGAGUUCUUUGAAGAAAUUUUUGUCGAACUUGAAGACAAGUAUGGAGAGAUAGAAGAAAUGAAUGUCUGUGAUAACCUUGGAGAUCAUUUAGUUGGAAAUGUAUAUGUCAGGUUCCACAAAGAGGAAGAUGCAGAGCGAGCUGUUGGGGAGUUGAACAACCGUUGGUUCAAUCAAAGGCCAAUCCACUGUGAGCUCUCACCAGUCACAGACUUCAGAGAAGCUUGCUGCAGGCAGUAUGAAAUGGGUGAGUGUACACGAGGAGGUUUCUGUAAUUUUAUGCACUUAAAGCCAAUCUCACGUGAACUCAGAAGGGAACUUUAUGGUCGUAAUGGACGCAAAAAAGGAAGAAGAUCAAGAUCUCGGUCGCCUCCAACAAGUGGUAAUGGUCACAAAGAUUCAAAGACCAGAGACAGGGAUGAUCGGCACAGCUCUCGUGAGAAUGGCAGACCAGACAGAGACAGGGGUAAUAGACAAGGGGGAGGAGGUAAUGACCGCAGAGACAGGGGAGGAGACAGGCGAGAUCGCAGAAGAUCAAGAUCACGGGAUCGUCAUGGAAGAUAUUGAGCUUUUUUUUUCCAGAAUGUUAAAUUUUGUUUGGAAUCAGUUGAUUAAAAUUGUUAUGACCAGAAUGCUGCAGAAAAUUAGCUGAUUAUUUUAUUUUUUCCAUGCCAAUAUGCUCCUUUUUAUAGUGUUCUGGUUUAUUCCAAACUUCAAAACUAUUGAAGUAAUCUGAUUUGAUUACUCUUGAAAUAAACUUACCUGGAUAAACCUAAAAAAAAUGGCAGUUUUAAAUUCUCUGUCUAAUAAAACUCAUGUAUUGAUAUUGAUAAACUAGCAGUACAAAUAUAUGAACCUUUCAAAUUUGUAAUUUUUUUUGUUUGAAGUCUACUGCAAUGAAUGUAUUAUCAUGAUGCUAUUCUUUAUUUGUUUAUGGCUCAUCUCUUACAAAAUACCAUUUUUCAAUGUACCUUUAAUAGUGAAAAAUUCAAAUGGUGAAUAUGAAGAAUGGCAGUAAUUUGGGUCAUAAAUGUUUUUAAAUCAGAUAAUAUUUUUCUAAUGCUUGCUACUGUAAUUGACUUUUGCUUUUAGACAUUCAGGAAAAAAAAUACAGUUGAAAUAAUGUUUGAUGAAUAACUUAGAAAUCUUAUACGUUCACAUAUCAAAAAGCUUCAAGUAGUCCAAGUCUUUUACUUUUUCUAUGCAGUAACUUUUUCUAAGUGUAAAACUUUCAUUGAUAUUAAAGAAAGAAACUAGAGAACAAAAUAAAACUUGGACAACUUUUCCUUGUUUUAAAAAACAUUGAUGGUGUCUGUCUUUUUUUUUUAAUGUCAAACUCUAAUAAAAAUUUAAAAAAAAUUCAA